UAAGACCUUAUUCCAUAACUCCAAAUUUCAAGCUCAAGAAUUUUCCAAGUUUCUAGUAAUUUUCAAGAUUUAAAAGGAAAAAAAUGGCAACUGCUGUCAUGUCUUCUCUUCCUCAAUUCACUGGUUUGAAGGCCAGUUCACCAUCACUAUCCCCAGUUCAAAGCAUGGUAGCAAUGCAACCGAUGAAGCCCAAGGGAAAAGGCAAGGGAGCUUUGGGUGUUCGAUGUGAUUUCAUCGGUUCAUCCACAAAUUUGAUAAUGGUGACAUCAACAACCUUGAUGUUGUUUGCUGGUCGAUUUGGAUUGGCUCCAUCAGCAAACAGGAAGGCCACUGCAGGGCUAAAGCUCGAGGUUAGGGAUUCGGGACUUCAAACCGGCGACCCUGCUGGCUUCACACUUGCUGAUACCUUGGCUUGUGGGACUGUUGGCCACAUUAUUGGCGUUGGUGUUGUUUUGGGCCUUAAGAACAUUGGUGCCAUAUAGACUAUAGUUAUUUGGGAACAAACUGUCAUGUUAAUAACAUUGUUGUGACUGUUUUCUUUUUGAAUCUAAUGUCUAUUCCUUAUGGAGUUAACAUUA
Molecule: messenger RNA, 578 nt
Organism: Erigeron canadensis
Lineage: Eukaryota; Viridiplantae; Streptophyta; Magnoliopsida; Asterales; Asteraceae
Product: photosystem I reaction center subunit psaK, chloroplastic
Exons: 3
Coding region: 84-482 (132 amino acids)
Biological process (GO): photosynthesis
Cellular component (GO): membrane; photosystem I
Source: RefSeq, a predicted model, not a curated record